CUUUGCACAUAACCUGACAUCCAGUUGAAAACGGGUUGGAGAAAAGCCACGAGUUCGGCUAAGACGAUCAAUUAAAUUAGGCUCCCGAUUCGAGAAAAAGAGGAGAUGUGAAAAGUGAACUUGAUCAGAUCAGCACGUCUAAUCUUCCGAUACUACGACCUUGUGACAGUUAGCAUUGUUUUUAGAAUUCCCUUCACACGUGACAAAUUUAAACUCAACAAUGGAAGGCGAUGGUUUCCAAGUUAGAAUAAUAGGCGAGGAAAAGGGUAAAGGCAUCUUUUCUUUGAAAUCAUUCAAAGAAGGAGAAGUAAUAUUCCAAGAGAAGCCUAUCGUCUGUUGCCAAUUCUCAUGGAAUGCAGAGUAUGGAUACUCUGCCUGUGACAACUGCAUGAGCCCGUUAGAAACAGCGGAAGAAAAUGCUAGACGCCUUGCUGGCAAACCGGACUUAGUUCUGCCUUAUCCCGAGUGCUGCCAAACCAAGAAGGAAUCAAUUGUGGCCUGUCCAGACUGUGAAGUAAAAUACUGCUCAGCGGAAUGUCAGCAGGAGAGUCUUAGCAGGUAUCACCAAUACUUGUGCCAUAAGUCCCGUAAUGAUCCUGAAAACGACAGUCAUCCUUUGGUGAGACUAAACGAAGCGUGGAAGCAGAUGCAUUAUCCACCGGAAACAGCUACUAUAAUGUUAUUGGCUAGAAUGGUUUCAAUGGUCGAGCAAUGUUCAGAUAAAGAGACGGUCCUAUACACUUUUGGCCAAUUUUGUAGACGUGCUGUUAACGAAACGCAAGAAAUUUCUCACAAUUUAUUAGGAGAAAAAUACAUUGGGCAGAUCGAUAUGUUGAGAGAAAUGGCACAAUCUGCUCUAAACAACGAGGCUGUAGCACAUUGGUUCACUCCCGAUGGAUUUAGGAGUAUCUUGGCUCUAAUUGGGACCAAUGGCCAGGGUAUUGGAACAAGUGCUUUUAGCCGAUGGGUAAGAAACGUUUCAGCACUUGAACUGCCUAUGGACAAAAGAAUGGAAGUUGACAAAUUGAUUGAUAGGAUAUACGACGACAUGGAAGAAGUCGUCGGAUCAUUUUUGAAUAACGAAGGCUCAGGUCUCUACAAACUUCAAUCAGCUGCCAAUCACAGCUGCGCCCCAAACGCAAUAGUCGAAUUUCCUUACUCUAAUAGUACCCUGGUGCUUAAAGCACUCAGAGACAUACGACCGGAGGAAGAGAUUUGUAUCAGUUAUUUGGAUGACUGUGCCUUAGAGCGGAGCAGGUACUCUAGGCAGAAAGCUCUCAGCUCACUCUAUCUAUUCGUAUGCAGGUGUGAUAAGUGCCUGUCUCAAGCUGACGACCCGAAUGAAACUUCCGAUGACUAUGACGAUGAUGACGACGAUGGUGAUGAUGUAGACAUGUAAAAAAUUAACAUGUUUAUCCAUUAACAUCUUGCGAAAUAUUGAGGCAGCUAAUACUUGUCCUCUUUAUUCAACGAUACCGUUAAAACGCAGCAAUAAUUUGCCUACAUUACAUUUUAUACAUGCAUGCUCACGCGUACUUAUAUGAGUACAAUAUAUAUCUACGCUAACGUUCACUUAGCAGACAUUAUAUGUUAGUAAAUAUCCAUACUUACAUAUACCGUAUAUGUAUGCAUUUUUGCGGUAUUAAUAACGUUUUACUAAACAUAUAUUGAUGUGGUAUUUUGUACUUUAUUACCGCUAUAUUUCUGAGUGAGAUCCUAUCCAGUAAUAAAAACGACAUGAAAAAUAUAAAAAUGAC
Messenger RNA from Diprion similis, 1757 nucleotides. It is a transcript of the gene Smyd5, whose product is annotated as histone-lysine N-trimethyltransferase SMYD5. The record is from RefSeq and is a predicted model, not a curated record. Gene Ontology annotation, molecular function: protein binding; histone H4K20 methyltransferase activity. The coding region runs from base 221 to 1399 and encodes 392 amino acids. The transcript has 5 exons. Lineage: Eukaryota; Metazoa; Arthropoda; Insecta; Hymenoptera; Diprionidae.